AUGCGAUGCAGCCCUCUUUCGUCGGCGCUGGCCCUCGGCUGCGCCGUCCUGUCUGCCCUGCCGUCGCGAGUCUCGGCCGCCUUCAUCAACUUCGACAACUGCCUGGACCAGAACAUCCGCAAUUCCAACCCUCUGCAUCUGCAGUUCAUCCCGCUCUUUGUCGACGCACGCUUCAACACAUCUGCCCCGAGUCACAAUCUGAAUCUCACCAUCUACGGCAAUGUCAGCGGCCAGGCCACCCAAGGCAACUACCCGCCUCCUAACGAUCCGUCAUGGGAGGAUCCGAACAACGAUUUUGGCAAGAUAGUCGACCUCUCACCCUCGAAUAACAGAUACUCGACCCUCUUCCAGCGCUACCAAGUCCUCACCUUUGACGCCUACGAGGCCGUCCCUAGCCGCUUCUGCAAUUCGACCGUCAACGAUUCGUGUCCCUUGGUUCCUUCCUUCAACGCCACUCCUUACGAUCCCUACGACCUCUCGGCCUUCACCGUCAGCCAUGACUUCUAUAGCUCGUAUGCUUUCGCAACCAUUGCCACCACCAUUACCGCAAAAUCCGGUGAUGCCGGCGCGCCCGACAUUGCAUGCAUUUCUGCCAACAUCACCCCAGCUCUCGGACACACCUUGUCUGGCCUGCUGACAUACCUUCCUGUCGCCAUUCUCAUACUCGUAGCCAUUGCGACCGCUGCUGCCGGCAUUUACUCUCCUUGGGGUUCUACCAAUCCCUUCAAAUGGACUACCAACUAUGGUCGUGAUCAGGAUCUGCUGCGUCUUGUGACGCCCGGUUUUGGCGACUGCUUGCAAUACAUACAAUUUAUCUUCUUGACGGGUGCGCUUAGCCUCAACUACCCUGGCUAUUAUGCACCAGUCACCGAGCAGGUGAGCUGGUCCGCUCUGCUUUUCAACUCGAGUUACGUUUCUCAUGGAGACGGCACUCAAUCUCUUCAGGACGGAAUCUACAUCACCAACGGAACCUACGGCAUGACUCGCAUGAGCCAACUGGUGGGCAUGACUGCAGUGCGUGACAUUUGGGCUUGUAUGGCUGUCUGGUUGCUCGUCGUUGCAAUUGCCGUUGUCCUCCUCUGUCAGCUGGCCUUCCUCUUGCGCUGGCUGAUUCGUCUUCUCGCCAACAGCCAGCAAGAAGAUCUUCGAAAGAAGAACUGGCCCUUGAGUGGUGGUAUGGUAGUGCGUAUCAUCUUCAAUUACUUCCUCCUGCCCAUUGUCGCUAUCUCCAUGUUUCAAUUGAUAGUGGCUCCGCGAUCGCCUCCUUCUGUGGUCGCUAUGGCCGUCAUACUCCUACUUGCCAUCAUCGUCCUUGCUCUCUGGAUCCUCAACCUCAUCUUUCGCACCAAACCGCGCGCCUACCUUUUCGAUGAUCUUCCAACUGUUCUGCUCUACGGUCCACUAUACAAUACCUAUUCUGACGAGGCGGCUCCAUUUGCUUUCAUUCCUGCCAUUCUCACCUUCAUCCGGGGUAUCGCUAUCGGCGCGGUACAGCCUUCGGGCAUUGCACAGCUGGUCAUUUUGGCUAUCUGCGAGGUUAUUCUCAUACUAACCCUCCAUGCGUUCCGUCCUUUCCAUUCGCCAACCCAUAUGAACGCCUAUCAUACAUUUUUUGCUUCAGCAAGACUCGCGACCGUUCUCCUCAUGGUUGCGUUUGUGCCAUCUCUUGGUGUUACUGAGGCGCCCAAAGGAUGGAUCGGCUACGCUAUUCUUCUGCUCCAUGGUAUAGUCCUCAUCUUUGGUUUCUUCAUGAACGCGCUACAGACUCUGCUAGAAGUCUUCGCUCGCAUGGCAGGUGCAGGAGGCGAUCCUCAGCAUGGAGCACAGAGGGGAGGUCUGAUAUCGUUUGGUUGGCGUCAGCUUCGCAAGCGGCAACCAGGUAGGCAAGCAAACAGACCUGGUAGCAUGAUGUCUGAUGCCGCUAUCUUAGCCAACGACUCGGACGCCAAAUCGCUCAACCUGAUGGGAGGACGAUCAAGAAGCAUGUCUGCCAGCUCCCAGAUGAUGCUUAGCCAGCACUUGCCUGACAAUCGUGUUAGUAACGGUUUCGAUCAAUACAAUCAGUCGGAGUACGCGUACACUCCAACGAUGGAAACACCAACUACUCCUUAUAGUGCCGUUCCACCUUCUGCAGGCUCCGUCGCGGGAGCUGGUAACCCUGGCAAACGCCCAAUCUUGGGGAUCAAGACAGAACAACCUCUGUCAGACCCGUACUAUCGGGCGCCUCGGCCACGCAGGAACACCAAUGACCCAUACACUCCAGGUGCUAGAAGUCGACACUCAACAAGUGGUGAUUGGAACAGGCUACCGUAUCAAGAUUCUCCAGAUCAUUCAGCAGGUGUUGACGAUCUCGGAGAGGGUGGUUCAAUUGUCCCUCCUUACUUACGCACUCAACAUAGAGGUGGUUCUGACCCAGACUUGGCAGAUUUGCCACCUAGAGAGAGGACCGACUAUGCUGUAAGAGAAGUUGAUUUCUACUACGGUGUCAGAGGUCCAGCUCUCUCGAAUGCACCGGCCAGAAAACUCAAGACUGGGCCCGCGGACCCUGUAGGUCCUGUCUCGUCUGCUACUACAUGGUUCCAGCGUCUUGUUGGUGGAAAGAGAAAAGACAAAGGCAAGGGAUUCGAGGUAGUCCGCAGUUCUCGCAUGCCUGCCAACAUGACUCGUGAGCCUUUAGAGGAUGAAGAAGGGCAAGAAUUGGAGACUUCGCCGCCCAUGAACUAUCAGCCAUACAGGGACUCACCGGACCCGCAGUCGAUGGGCGGCGCUCGUAGAUCACCCAGUCCUGAGGGAUAUGGCGACAUGGGCAGUCGCCUAGGGGGAACGUGGAACAAUAUGGAAGUCGAGGAGUCGGACUCAGAGAGCGACAUCACAAACACUCGACCGUCUUCACCUCCAUAUCUUCGACCUAUAUCUCGGACUGGUAGCAUCAAGUUCGACCAAGACGACAAGCCAGUGAGAGUGCCCUCGAAGGCUACCGACAAGGAUUAUUUCCCAGCAUCACCACCACCGCGUCACCCAUUCCAUGUCGGUAACAGUGUGGGCGACAACGGAAGGCCCACCAGUAUGGGUACAGUACAACAGCGUGUGACGAGCGACAGUGUCUUUCAGAGUGCAGGGGUUGGUGAAGGAAGCAUAGCUGAGAUCGUGACCAACGAUCGAACCAUGAGCAUGGAAUCCAGAAAUGCACCACGAUGA
This is a messenger RNA of Aureobasidium musti, 3198 nucleotides long. NCBI's taxonomy places the organism in Eukaryota, Fungi, Ascomycota, Dothideomycetes, Dothideales, Saccotheciaceae. The record is from the annotation of a GenBank genome assembly.